GAACUAACUGGUAUGCAGCAACCGGAAGAAAGAAUUGAAACGUUUGGUUCAAAGUUGACAGCAAGUUUUUCUUGUUUUAUUUGACUUUGAAUCAAUAGAUUUUUUUUUUACUUGGGAAAUUGUCCGAGAUGAUACAGGCUUUAAAAGGUGUCAGACACGUAACGUCCGGUACAAUGAAGCAAGCAGUUACAGAGCUCUGCGUACCAGUCCCAUGGGGGGAGAUCAGAGGUAAAGUCUGGGGUCCUGAUCACGGUCGCCCAGUUCUAUGCCUGCAUGGCUGGGCAGACAACUGUGGGACAUUCAACAAGCUGCUCCCUCUUCUACCUAAAGACUUCAGAUACUUUGCAGUGGACCUGGCAGGUCACGGCUGCUCAUCCCAUCGCCCUCCUGGAGUUCUGUAUGCCUUCCCCUCUUACGUGAUGGACGUGCGUAGAGUUGUUGAUGCUCUGCAAUUGAGUAAAUUCUCCAUCAUUGGCCACAGCAUGGGUGGUAACAUAGCUGGAAUGUUCAGCGCUCUCUAUCCAGAGAUGGUGGACGCCUUGGUGCUGCUGGAUUCCUACGGAUUCUUACCCACAGAUCCGAAAGAAAUGCCCAGAGUGCUACGACAGGGCCUGGAUGAGUUGAUAGAGUUUGAAAAGAAGGUAGAAAAUAAGAAGACGAGGGUUUACACUUACGAAAAAGCCGUUGAGAGGCUUUUGGCUGGAAACCCAAGUUUGACUGAGGAGUCUGCAAAGAUCCUCCUAGAGCGAGGCCUAGUUAAAGUUGAAGGAGGAGUUCUGUUCUCCAGAGACUUUCGGAUCAACCUGACAAACGUAGUGCGGAUCAGUCUGGAGCAGAGUCUGGGGCUGCAGUCAAGCAUACAAGCCUCUGUCCUUGUUGUUCUAGCAGAAAAUGGCUUUGAGAAAAUGUUUGCCGACUCUGAUCAGAAGAAAAAUAUAUCAGCUCUUCUUCAGGCCUACAGGGACCGACAUAACACGGUGGUGCAGGUUCCAGGCGAUCAUCACGUCCACCUGAAUAACCCUGAAGUGGUCGCACCGCUUGUGUCGGAGUUCCUGCAGAACAAAGCGCUCUCAGCAUCAGCAGGCUCCGACGAUGCUCAUCCUCCUAAGUUAUAGUGAACACACCGUAGGACAAACAUUCAUCUUUCAAUUUUUGUCAAUUUUUGCGAUUCAAGGUUGUGAAUUGUGCAUUAAUCCAGCUCUGUUUACUCUUGAAGUGGAGCUCAGAAGUAAAACCUUAAGCUGUUUUAGAAGGCUUUUAUGUGUGAUUAACUAUUUCAUUAAAUAUGCAUAAGUAUGUAACCUGUUUUGACAUGAUUUUCUGUGAUGACAGCUUCUGCCUUAUGAGCAAGUGAACAAACCAUGAGUGAGAACCAUGGUUGUCAAAGGGAUAAUUAUGGUGUGUCUUGCUCUGUAUCAAGGGCAGUCAAAGUAUAGUUUUAGGGAUCAAAAUGUAGAUUAAAUAAAGUUGAAACACAUACUUUAAUUUUUUUUUCCCAGGGUGCUAAUUACCUUCAAAUAUCCUUUAAACCAUAUGUUAGACAGGCAGUCCACCCUAAUCCACUGAUUGUGAUUUGUGAUUGCUUUGGUUGACUGACUUAUUUGAAAUGAUCUUGUUCAAAAAGUUCAAUAAGGCUGAGACUAUAGGCUCUACUGUAAUUGCAAUCAGACAAUUAGUCAAGCUUGUGCUUCUUUUUGCUUAAUCACCAAAUAAAGCAUUCAUGGUUUUGUU
Poecilia reticulata (guppy) is the source of this 1731-nucleotide messenger RNA. It is a transcript of the gene serhl, whose product is annotated as serine hydrolase like. The record is from RefSeq and is a predicted model, not a curated record. Gene Ontology annotation, cellular component: membrane. NCBI's taxonomy places the organism in Eukaryota, Metazoa, Chordata, Actinopteri, Cyprinodontiformes, Poeciliidae.